Molecule: messenger RNA, 4653 nt
Organism: Capsaspora owczarzaki ATCC 30864
Lineage: Eukaryota; Filasterea; Ministeriida; Capsasporidae
Exons: 1
Coding region: 1-4653 (1550 amino acids)
Biological process (GO): nucleobase-containing compound metabolic process
Molecular function (GO): 3'-5' exonuclease activity; nucleic acid binding
Source: RefSeq, a predicted model, not a curated record
AUGGACGACGAGCAUCUGUUGCUUGGCGACGAUGGCGCGGAAGGCUGGACGAAGGCGGGCGACCGACUGACUGCUGACGACCUGAGCAUCUUUGAAAGCCUGAACGACGACUGGCUGGGUUCGCCGGCAGCAACUGAGCGGCUGAAGGGACUGCCUUUUGCUGCAGCCUCUGCCGCUGCUCACAACAACAACAACAGCAGCAACAGCAACAGCAGCAACGACAUUACCCGCCAGAGCCACCUCCACCACCAGAGCCAGAGCCAGAGCCAGAGCCAUAGCCAGAGCCAGAGCCAGUCGGAUGGCGAGCUCAUCGCGCUCCCGUCCAUUGACGACGACGGUGACUUGGCAUCCCCCGAACUGCUGCUGACGAGUCCAACUGCGAAUGCUAGUGCCGACGCCGAUGCCGAUGCUGACACUGUGACGAUGGGUGCCGUCGACGCUCUGGGGCUGGACUACUCGGAACCCGUCGUCUUUGCUGCAGCUUCGCAGCCGCCGAGCCAGACUAUUACUUCCUCGUCGCCAGUAGUCCUUCCCGCUGCCCAGCGGCAGGUCUCCGAGGCCCAGCGCCUGCAGCUGGACCACGCUGCCCAAGUCCUCAAGACGUGGCUCGAGCGCCGCCCGCAUCGCAUCCACGGUCGCGCCGAGGCAGGCGGGGCAUUUGCUCCGCAUCGCGAGCUGGCCAAGCUCGUCAAGGACUCGUGCGCUUCGUUCCGCGACUUUGUCCUCGCAUACCCAGCACUGUUCAUUCUGUUUCCAAACCGCGGAGGCAAGGAGAUGAUUGGCAUUGCAUCGGACGGCGUGCCAUCCAUGAAAAUCGUUGACGAAACGAGCGCCGCCAACAAGUUUGUGAGCAAGAAGCCGCUGCAGGGUGGCGAGGCGCCCCUCGGCGCACCAGGAACACCAUCACCGCUCAAGGCUGCCGCACGAACGAUGCAACAAGCCCAGCAGCAGCAGCAGCAGCCCGUGCCAGACUUGUUCUCCCCUACCCAAUUUCGCGCGUCGUCUUCCUCCUCGACGUCUUCGCGGGCAACUUCUCCAACUCCCGACGCUGCUGGGCAGCCAGUGACACCACCGCAGCUCGUUGGCUCGAUCGAGAACCAAGCUCGCACGCUGCUUGCAUUUGCUGUUGACUCGCUACCUGGUGACGUUCCGGGCGAGUCCAGCCUGCGCUUGUUGCGGCCGUAUUUGACGAGCGCGCUCCACCGUGGCAUCGAGUCCACCUACCACUCGCUGGCCAAGUUCAUUAUGCACAAGUCGUCCGGAUUUGAGUUUGUGGAAAACCGGCCAGGCGUCUUCCGACGCGCUGCACCUCGUGCAUCGCGUGCUGCCGUCGUCCAGUCCGCCACCCUUGCCAAGUCGUCGGCUGCGGCUGGAGGUGUUGCGGCUGGAGGUGCUGCUUCGCCACGGUUGCAACCCGAACGGCUCCCUGAAGAUGCCACCGUCCUGAGUGAUACACCCGUUCCAGCAUCAGCAGCAACCGCGCGGAACCCCGACACGGAGCUCGACAAGCAUGUGCGCAUGCACCUGUUCCUCGGCCUCUCACUGCAACAUCGUCCCGGAGCCGCAUUCGAGGCCCACACGAAUGUCGUCUACGGCGCCAUGCCAGCAGACCUCAAGCAUUACAUUGCGCGUGUCUACCGAUCGCUCGGCCAGUUUGUCAACGCGAAAGGCUCCAGUUUUGCUUUCACUGAGCGGCCUGGGAUUUACUACCGCCAUCCUGCCAAUGACCCGCCUCCGCUUCCCCAACAGCCUCCCCAGCAGCCGAUCGCUUCUGUGGUGCACCCUGCGCCCGGCAGCCAAGCUCUCGCGCAACCACUUGCGUCAACGAGCCCAUCUCCCGCAGCAGGAGCAGCAGGAGCAGGAGCAGGAGCAGCAGCAGGAGCAGCGGGCUCGAGUCCUGUCAGUGCUUCAAAGGUCAUCGAUGAUUCGGCUUCUCGGGUUCCGAUUUCGACGACCGUGAAAGGCGCGGCCGCGGCCGCGGCGCCUCCCGCACCGAAAGGGUCGCGUGCAGCAUCGCACGAGUUCCAUCCGGCGUUGCCACUCAAUAGCGCUCCUCAAGCUGCAGCAGUACCGCAGCCGCACGCCGCUUCCGCUUCCGCUUCUCGAACCACUGCCGAGCCACAACAGGACGCCGCGCACUCACGUCAGCUCGGUUUCUUUGAGUUUCUCGACGGCAUUCCCGUGUUUGUAGUCUCCACCGUGGCAUCCGCAGCCGCUGCCUUCCAAGUGCUUCAUUCUGUCGACCGCGUCGCGGUGGAUUGCGAGUGGAUUGGCGACGGGCAGCCCGGUCAAGAAGAAGAGCGGCUCAGCCUCGUUCAGAUCGCCGCCCCUGCCACGCCAACGCAUGUCAAUGGUGUGGUGUAUCUGCUCGAUCUUUUGAGCGAUUGUGCCCCUGCGAGCAUUAUUGCGCCGCUCGGUGUGCUUCUUGCGCGGCAGACCAUUGUCAAGGUUUUCCAUGACGCGCGCAAGGAUGUUGCGUUGCUCACGCGCUCCACUGGCAUCGCCGCUGUCCAUAACUAUGCCGACACCCAGGCCGAGUAUGCGAUUCUGCAGAGCUUGCGGCAGCUGGUGCACAACGAGGCUGGCGUGGCUCUGGUUCCGUCGGGAACCGGUGCCAAUGUCCCUGCCCGCGUCGGCUUGAACGCUCUUUUCGAGCAACUGGCGCUUCCCACCAACCCUCUCAAGGCGACCUUCGCCGCUCGUUUCCGCACCGAAAAGCACCUCUGGCAGCGUCGUCCGCUCGACCGUGACAGCAUUGUCUACGCUGCGUACGACACGCUUCACUUGCUCCGUGCCCGUGAUAUGAUCCGGCAAGGCAUUCUUGCCUGCACUGAUGAUGCGACCUCGCAGCUGUGGGUGAACGCACCAAACCACCUCGGUGGGCCUAUUGCCUCGAAGCUCAACGGCGCGUCACCCGCUGCCGCGCGGGCAAGCAGCAGCAGCAGCAGCAGCAGCUCGGCGGCAUCCAUUUCUGCCGUUGGUGGCGCUGCAUCCUCCUUGGCGAACGGAGGACACUCUUCAAAUGACUUUGAACAUCCCGCCGCUCCUUCCACUUCUGCCAAGUCGGUGAUCGUUCAAGUGCCCGGUGGUCGUGCCUUGAACACGACAUUCGCGUUGUCCAUGUCGGCAUCGGGAAACCUGGAGUACACCGCACAGGCGAACGCUGCAGCGGACGAGUUACCGCCUCCGCCUCGACGCCGACUGGCCUAUCUCGGCUUGGCGGCCAACCUCAUGCCCGCGAGCAUUCGACAGUUCUUGUUGCAAACGUUCCCGCCGUCCGCUUACAGCGGCGACGGGCUGACCCUGCCUCUCCGUAUGACUCUGGUGGUUGGACACCCGCUUGUUGUCGAAGACAAAAGCCAUCGUUCACAGACCGGACCUGUGAUUUCAGCAGCCAAUCUGCAAGAAAUCCAGCGUAUGGUGGAUCAUCACACUCAAGAGAUGGCUUCGCGUCGGCAAAACACAGCAGCAGUGUCCCAGCCUGGAUAUCUCUAUCGACAUGGGCAUGCAGCUAAUAACCCAGGUGACGAGCAGUGGCAUGACGAGCCUCACCUUCGUCUUGUUCACCACACCUCGAGCUCCAUGUCGCUGAUUGCGUGCUACGACGACUACCCUGCACUGAGCGGUCUGAUUGCCGAUCUCUUGGUCCCUGCUCCCCAGUUGUCGGCGUCCCAGCCUUCCUCUGUGGCAUUUUCUCGCGGAAAUAGAGCGGUGGGCGUGCUCGUUGUUGGCGGCCGUCGCGCAGGAAAGUCGGCGCUCUUGCGCUCCAUUCGCGACUUUUGGAGCAAGUCUCCCGAUGCGCCGACUGUGUUUGUGGAUGUGGACGCUUGUCCCACCCAUAGCAAGUCCGCCGCCAAGGCGCAUACGACUGUUUAUGUGGACGAAUAUACCGGGCAACCCACCUCCAGUGUGGUCGUUUCAGAGUCGGCCCGAAAUUGCAUUCAUUUGGAUGGCUCGAACCUCAAGCACCGCAGCCGGGAUCAAGCAGUCGAAGCGUCGGUGCGAGAGUCAGGCAGCCAACAUGUCGUGCUGGAUUCCAUCAGCACUGCUGAAGAUGUCGAGUUGGUGCUCUCGCUUUUGCGGAGCGGCGUUUCUGUCGCGGCAGGCGUCUGCGCAACGUCCCUCGCACACAUGCUGCUUGACUCGAAAAUGCACAAGCUUGUGGGAUAUCUGAACAAUGACAAUGGCCAAGUGCAGCGCACGACUACCGCCGCUGUUUCCACCGUGAUUGAGUUGCUCAGCUUCAACAAGUAUCGCAUCUUCAGCCCGGUGGAAACCACGCUUGACGCGCUCGUUGGAAAUGCGGCGCACGUUGUUCAGUCCUUGCGCUGGCGCCAACGAAUUGGACUGGAACAGCCCGAUGUUCCGCCGCCGGAAAAGCAGCCUUCAGCUCAAGCCGGAGCUGCCCUUGGAUACAAUGCGUAUGAUCCUCGCACUGGCGCUCCAAGCAGCCCCAGCCCCCGGUCUGUUCGAUCUGUUGAUCCGGAAACUGGAACCGCGACAGCGCGUGUGCUUCCACCCAAUGCCCCUUACACCCCGCCUGUGCCAAAGUACGCCCAUUUCGCACGAUUCGAGCUGAUGCGAUGCCAAGAGGACUACUUGGGCUCCUCGCAGCGCGACUGGUUGGCUCACGUUCGCGUUGCUCUUCGCUGA